AUGCAGCAGGAGAAGUACUCUAGACAAAUAAGGCUUUUUGGGGAAGCCACACAGAAAAAAAUAGAAGACUCGCACAUCCACAUUGUAGACGAUGAAGAAAAGAUUGUACGGCACAUAACGCGGCUCCUUCUGCAGAUGGGCGCUAAUGUCUGCGCGCGCCCUAAAGUCUGCUCUGAAAGCCCGUCAUGGACAUUUGCAUGCAACCUUUCAGCAGAAAAAGAGUGCUCUAAGACAGAGCCCAAUAUUUGUUACAUCAGCACCCCCACCCUUUCUCUUUCGAGGGAGCACACACUCCUGCGCCAAGAUCCCCAGACAGAGUGCGAAGAGUACACCAAUAUACUUGCUGGCGUGGCAGUGCAAGAGUAUAUCAAGUCGCUGGCAGGGAUGGACACUCUGCAAAAGUGGGCUCUAGACACUUCUGUCUUUGAAAUAUAG
This is a messenger RNA of Nematocida minor, 435 nucleotides long. RefSeq lists its product as uncharacterized. The record is from RefSeq and is a predicted model, not a curated record. Lineage: Eukaryota; Fungi; Microsporidia. Gene Ontology annotation, molecular function: ubiquitin-like modifier activating enzyme activity. The transcript has a single exon. The coding region runs from base 1 to 435 and encodes 144 amino acids.